Dunckerocampus dactyliophorus (ringed pipefish) is the source of this 8605-nucleotide messenger RNA. Its product is annotated as junction-mediating and -regulatory protein-like. NCBI's taxonomy places the organism in Eukaryota, Metazoa, Chordata, Actinopteri, Syngnathiformes, Syngnathidae. The record is from RefSeq and is a predicted model, not a curated record. Gene Ontology annotation, molecular function: actin binding; Arp2/3 complex binding; transcription coactivator activity. The transcript has 10 exons. Gene Ontology annotation, biological process: positive regulation of apoptotic process; 'de novo' actin filament nucleation; Arp2/3 complex-mediated actin nucleation. Bases 529 to 3177 code for a protein of 882 amino acids. Gene Ontology annotation, cellular component: cytoplasm; nucleus.
UCUCCCACAGUCUUUGAAGUAUUUGAAGGCAGCAGCAUAGGUCUGUUAACUGGUCAGCUCUGUAAACAUACAGUAUCAAUGUUAUUUGCGAGGAGGCAGUGCUAACAGCACAAGAAGACUGUGGGAUUGGUCAAACACUGUCGCUCUCUUUUAAUGGCGUCAUUCUGUAGCGUUUAAGGGGUUUAUGGUAGUCAUUUUUCCGACUCUUUACGGUGGGAAUGGUGAAGAGGAACACUUUUCAAGGAGGUCUGCAGUGGUUCAACACAGUGUGCGCUGUCGCGUGAGAUGCUUCAGUGUUAUGCUAAUGAUGAAGCUAACGGACUCUGGCUGCUUGACAUCCAAGGGGAUGUUAAUGACACCGCAUUAUUCCAGAAACACCCGCCGGAGCGAAGGAUAACCGGACGAAAUGCUUAAUAUAAUCUCAGCGGUUGGUAAAUGGCGUUAUAACCCUGUAACACGCACAGUUUGCGCCAGCGCUGCGGUGAUGCCUUCAUGCGCAUAGCUGUGUAGUUUCAUCACUUUGCGGGGAUGUCAUUCACAAUGGAGGAUAAUUUUGAGUCGGGCUGGGUAGCCGUCCGUCCAAAUGCGUUCGAAGAGAAGGAGAAGCAUAAAUUUGUCUUUAUCGUAGCAUGGAAUGAAGUGGAAGGCAAAUUUGCCAUCACAUGUCACAACAGGACGGCGCAAAGGCGAAGCUUUGGCAGCAGCAGGGAGGAGGAUGGAGACAAAACAAGAUGGCCCGGAAGUCCUGGAGGGGAUAAACUGUCCUGGAGCUCUGGCUCAGGAACAAGAGAGGCUGCAGUGAAAGGCCUUAAAAGCAAGCUUCCAGGUUCCAAACUAAGUCCUGUGAAAAUUAAGACUGUGGUCAACUAUGUGUCAUGUCAUGUUAGUUCUGAUCCUGAGUCACAGCAAGAGGAACAGCAGCCCUGUGUGGGCACUUUGGACCUGGAGGACAGUCUUAGUCGGGAGGACUGCAGUUGGGCAGGACUCUUUUCCUUCCAGGACCUGCGGGCAGUCCACCAGCAGCUGUGUUCUGUCAACUCGGACCUGGAGCCCUGUCUUCCAGUCUUUCCAGAGGAACCAAGCGGAAUGUGGACAGUGCUGUUUGGGCCAGCUGAGGUCUCAGAGACUGAGAUGGAUGAACUAUGUUCAAAGUUGCAGCUCUACCUGGGCCAUGCACUAGAUAUAUGCGGCUGGAAGAUCCUCUCCCAGGUUCUGUUCACUGAAAAUGAUGACCCAGACGAGUACUACGAGAGCCUUAGCGAGCUGAAGCAGUCUGGAUAUGAAGAAGCGCUUCAGCGUGAAAGCAAACAUCUGCAAGAGCUGCUGGAAAGACACAGGAGCAUGGACAGCAUGGUAGAAUUGUUGGAGCUUUACGAGGAGGAGGACCAGGCUUAUGGAUCCUUGCUGGAGGCCUCCACGCAGUUGUACCAGUACCUGCUGCAGCCAUUCCGAGACAUGAGGGAGCUGGCCAUGCUACGCAGACAACAGAUCAAGAUCUCCAUGGAGAAUGACUACCUGGGCCCGAGGCGCGUUGAAGCUCUCAAGAAGGAGGACUCUGAUUGGCAGAGGAAAGCUCAGGAGGCGGUCCUUAUUAUCCAGGAAUUCACUGUAAAAUACUUUGAGACAACUGCGAGAGCUCAGAAAGGCGUUUAUGAGCGUAUGAAGGUGGACCAGCGCAAGUUUGGUAAGGCCUCAUGGACAGCAGCAAUGGAGCGGAUGGAGAGACUCCGUUACUCUGUCGCCAAGGAAACCCUGCAGCUGCAGAGAGCCAGGGAGAUCAGCCUAGAGCAGAGGAAGCACACCCUUAGAGAAGAGAUGCAGAGCCUGUGUAGCAGUGAGCAUGCAAUGACCCUUCUGGACCACAUGGAGUCACAGUACUAUGAGCUGCAGCUCCAACUGUAUGACAUCCAGUCUGAGAUCCUUCAGUGUGAAGAGCUGCUACUCACUGCUCAGUUAGAGAGCAUUCGACGACAGAUGACAGAACGUCAGGAUGAGGUGGUGUACUACGACACCUUUGAAAGCGCAGCUGAUAUUACACAGGAAGACACCGCAGAGAAGGAAGAAAUGCACAGGCUUCAGGUCAGCGCUCGACAACUGGAGGCGCGAAGGGGACGCAUCACUGCCAAGCGCUCUUAUUUGAGGAGCAAGCGGGAGAUCUGUGUGUCAAACCACGUUAAGAAACAGCAGAUGCGUCAAAGCACACAGAAAGACUUCUUAUCCCAACACAUCUUACAGCUGAGACUUGAUGAAGAGGAGGAUGAGAGAAAGAACAACAGAGUGCGUCAAGAGAGGCAAAGAACUCUGGACAGACUUCGCACUUUCAAGCAGAGGUACCCGGGUCAGGUGAUUCUCAAGUCCACGCGAAUACGUGUGGCCCACAGCAGAAGGAGGGAGCGUGGAAAGGUUAUGCCAACGGAUGGCGGGAGCGAUAGGGAGGAGCGUUCAGACCCUCCUACCAUGCGGAGUCCAGGCCAGCAGCCGCUAUUCCUCAGCACCAGCGUGCAGACGGACCUCAGCUCCACGCUCACCACCCAGCCUGUCACAGGCCUGGCAGCGUCACUUCCUCCUCUGCUUGUGCCCAAUCCCGCAGACUCCUUCUGCUCUCCCUGCUCCCUCUCGUCACUGUUGGCAUCUCCUGCAUCACCUCCACCUCCACCCCCUCCUCCGCCUCCCCUGCCAAUACGAGAGCAGGUUUCCCCCUCAGAGAGCCCGGGCAGCCACAGGCAGAAGGCGGAAGAAAAGAGUGCUACAGAGGAGCUUCCUCUCUCGCCGCUUGGCCCCUUCCACCCUCGCUUCUUUGACAGCAGCCAGCUGUUGAGCGCCCGCAAAAAACUGAGGAAGACUCCAGAGUUUGACGGCCACAACAGACGAGUGAGCUCCCCCAUGGACGAGGUGCUGGCCUCUCUGAAGAGAGGGAGUUUCCACCUGAGGAAGGUUGACCAGCGGCCCCUUCCUCCUCCCGCCAACAGUGACGAUGACCCCAACAGCAUCUUAGCUCAGAUCCGCAAGGGGGUCAAAUUGAGGCAAGUCCCUCCAAAAGACAGAAAAGGUCAGGACGAGGCCUCCAGUGACCCUCUCACCAGGAGCAUCUAUGAGGCACUUCGCCGUAUCAAAGAGGCCUCCCCGGAGUCGGACUCUGAUGACGACGGGUUGGGGGGCCCAGACUGGGAAAGCUAGGGUUUGAGGCUCAGAAAAAUAUGUGAGGGUGCACUGUCAGAAAUAGGGGUACAGUUUGUACCUUUUCAAGGGUCAAAAAGUUACAGACAUGUUUCCAAACUGCAAAACGCCACUCCAGUGACAAGAUACUGUACUUUAUGUGAGUGUUCUAUCCACACACACGCACACACACACAUACACACACACGUGAGCACAGACACACACUCACAGUACCAGGGGCUCAUCAUACUAAUUAUCUGACUAGGUGGUCGAUGGUCAUUUUGGUUUUCCAUGCUGCUCAGACCAUCACGAUCAUCUGUGCUGUAUUUAACUUCUAAAAUCACACUACACUAUAUUGAUGCCAUAUUUAUUUGUAAUUAUUCCAUGAUGAUGUUGCCAAGCGCCGCCCCUUUGUAGCCACAUUUACACCUCCACUUACAGUAGUUGUUAUUAAAGGUCCCCUAUUAUCAUAUUUUUCAACUAUUUUAAGUCAGUUUCAAAGUCCAGUUCAAAAUAUACUGUCGAAAAUGAAGCCUUGAUGCUGGAAUUUAGACAGUUUAAAGGAAAACUGUACUUUUAUUGGAAUUUUGUCCAUCAUCCACAAUCCUUAUGUGAGACAUGAACACACGUCUUUCUCUUUUCUGUGCGUUCUAAAGAUAUAAAAACAGUUCUAAAGAGGUAGGAAGGCGGCAGCUUUAAUAUGUAGCGUUACCUUUCUGUAGUGGCCUGAUGAGUUGCGAGUGCGGCGCUCUGAGCGAGUGUGCGGUGAAGCUAGUCGCUAGCUGGUGUGGUGUGGAGAGCUCUCACUAUGCCAGGAAAGUAGUUCUUCGGCCUAACAAUGUUAAUAACAAUAAUAUUAACAAUGUCGCUGUAGCUUGGUUAAUAUGCAGGUUGUUGGCACUUUUUGGAGGUGUUUUCAGAAGGCUUUGUAGGCGGAAUAGUUGCGUCCUAUUACCUGCCUCUUUUUAGUUGUUCUCAUAUCUUUAGAACGCACAGAAAAGAGAAAGACGUGUGUUCAUGUAUCCCAUAAGGGUUGUGGAUGAUGGGCAAAAUUCCAAAAAAAGUACAGUUUCUCUUUAAAAGUGCUUUUAGUAAGCAUUAUGGGAACACACCAUUUUUUGUGUCUAUAGCUUUAAUGCUGAUGAGCUGUGUGUCUCGAGCAGAAGGUACUGUAUCUGAGCACUUUAUCCACUUUUGACAUGUACAUUGUAACUCUGCACUUGUCCAACAACAUACCUGCCAUAUAUCACAGCAACACUAGCAUAGCUGCCGUAUGUGAGCUACAGUGCUGACACAUUUUAACAGCAGCAUCAUGCUAGGUUAGCCUAGUCACUGGAGAAAAACUAAAUUACAACACUACAGCUCCCAUGGCUGUAGGUGACUGACAGCUGGUCAAAAUCGAAAUGUUAUUAUUUGUGAAGUGGUGACCGUGUACACGCUAGGUCGUCCUUCAUGACGUCAUGUCUCUUCUCUCAGAGGUGGAGCAAACAAGUGAGGGAGAUGAUGCAUUAUUCUCACAUUUUGGUGCUCAUAAACAUGCUCUAAGGCAUCCAUCCAUUUUCUAUGCCGCUUCUCCUCAUUAGGUUGCGGGGGUAUGCUGGACCCUAUCCCAGCUGACUUCGGACGAGAGGCGGUGUACACCCUGGACCGGUCGCCAGCCAACUGCAGGGCACAUAUAGACAAACAACCAUUCAUGCUAUGGACAAUUUAGAGUCGCCAAUUAACCUAACAUACACGCACGCACGGGGAGAACAUGCAAACGCCACACAGAGAUGCCCAAGGUCUUCGAACCCAGGUCCUUCCGAUCUCAUGACUGUGUGGCCAACAUGCUAACCCCUAGGCCACCGUGUGGCUGCUCUAGGGCAGUGGUUCUCGAUUAUUUUCUGUCAUGCCCCCACUGGGGGAGACAAAUGUUUUCACACCGCAACGAUUUUAAAUACUAUUGAGAAACAGAUAUUUAUCUUAUCUUUAUAUUUAUCUGUACUGUACAGACUGAGCUCGAAACUGAAACCAGCGAAAUGCAACAAAGUGGAAACCAGUGAAGCAUACAAGCAUAUUCAAGAAUCGCAUGCUGAGUAUGACAAAUUCAUACAUGUUGGCAGGCACCACGCCCCUCUCAGGGGGGCCCGCCCUACUAUUUCAGUAGCACUGCUCUAGGGACACAUAGUAUUACUGUUAUAACAUCACUAAAAGAAUUUUGCAUAAUAGGGGACCUGUAACUCAGCGCACUGACACUUGAACCCCUCAAACAGAUACAGUAUGUAUCUGUUGUUGUAAGGACGAGCUGACACUCUAACCAAACCAUGGAUUAGGCAUUAUAUGUAAAUUGGGGUCAUAUGGAUUACAAGAGUAAAGUAAAACUGACGCCAACCCACGCCAUGAAACAUUACCUCCGUCACGGUCUUGUAUAUUUUCUAUCAACGCUAAGAGGCUACACCAGGUGUGCUGUCCCAUCACAUGCGCAGGUGAUGAUGCGACAGGCCAUUUAAAGGCCCACUGCUCGUCUAAUCUGACAUUGCACACAUGCAGCAAAUCCUUCAGUAUGUCACACUAGAUUCCGGCCCCUCCCCCGCUUGCCCUCACCCCCAUGCUCCCUCAGCCUUCCAGGGUGGAUGACCAUCUGCUUAACCGCACCGUACUGUAUGAUAGAGCUGUGAUUGGCGAUUUGAUAAAAGCCUUUACAAAAAGCGCGAGCACCUAUUAGGAGAUUCCCAAGCUUUUUUUUUAAUAGGUUCUCCUUUGUUGUGGGGUGGCCGUGACUGCUACUCACCUUCUCCCCUCUUACAGAGUGGGCAGAAAUUCUAAGUGGGAAGUCAGUUAGUCACGUUGCUGCAAAAAAACAAUAUAUAUGCACCCACACGUGAAGUUCUCGGCCAACAUGCAGGAAUGUUAGUGGCGAACUUGAGGCAAGAUUAUGUAACUGUUUUACCUUAAAAGACCAGCUUCAGCGUCACUUCAAAUGAGGUUACAUUAUGGACAAAAGUAGUGGGAGGCCGUGCUAUUACACCUCCAGGAAGUUAAGUUAGGUGGGGUUGAGGUCAUGGCUCUCACGUUCUUCAACACCAAACUCAUCCAAGCCUGCCUUUCGUGUGCUGGGACACAUUCAUGCUGGAACGGACUUAGUUGGAAGCAAUUGUCUGUGUUGGGAAACUGAAGCUGUGCAUGAUCUAAUUAGUCAGGGGUGUCCAAAGUGCUGCCCCGGGGCCAAAAACCAACAGCAGCAAAAAAUGAAAAAUCAGCAGUAAUUUUACAAUAAAAAAUAAUUACGAGAAAAAAGUUGUGAUCUAACAAGAAAAAGUCAUCAUUUUACAAGAAUAACAUCGUAAUAUUAUGAGGACAAAUGAGAUCUUUUUUUAUCAUAAAGUGGAACUAUUAAAGAAGAAAAUGUUUUUUUUUUAAGUCGUAACAUCAUGAGAAUCAAACAAAACAAGGAAUGAAGUCGUAAUUUGGGAAAAUUAGGCAGGGAAAAACGUUUUAAUGUUACGAGAAUAAAGUCAAAAUGUAAUGGGAAAUCCGAGAAGAAAAUAUACAAGAAGAAAGUUGAAAUAGAAAAAACAGCAUGCAAAACACAGCUCUAAUUUUAAUAGAAUAAAGUCAAAAUAUUAAGAGAUUUUUUUUUUUACUGUAACAGGAAAGAAUGUUGCAAUUUUACGAGAAUAAAUUCCUAAUAUUAUGUGGAAGGAAUCAGUCGCAUCAAGUCUAAAUGUUAAAGAAUAUUAUGAGAAACAAAACGAAAUAAAGUUAUACUCUUUUGAAAAAAAAGUUACAUUAUGGGAAUAAAGUCCAAAGAUUAUGGGAAUACAGUCCGAAUUUUACGAAAAGCAAAUUUACAAAGAUUAUUUUCGAAGAAAGUUGAAAUAUUUUGAAGAAAAAAAAAGAGUAAAAUGACUGAAGGCCAUACUAAUACUAGGCUUUUUCACUUCUAUCAUAAAGCUUAGACACAUUUUGUUUUUCUUGAAACAUAUACAGUAUAACUUCUAAGCAUACCUAUGUUGGCCAUUGCAUCCUUUCAUCUUUCAGUAUGUGACCCUCGGCGGAAAAGGUUUGGACACCCCUGAUUUAGAGGUACCGGUAUGUUCCAAUAGUUUUGUGGAAGAAAUGUGUAUGAAUUCAUGCAGAGAGAGGGCUGGGGGCAGGGCAGACACACUCAUCCACAUCUAUGAGCCUUAACCUAAUUGUGUUGAAGUCUAUUAUUUAUCAAAUGACCCUUUUCCUCACUAAAGUAGUACAUUAAAGAAGUGCGUACGUCAGAGGUUAUUGGAGAGUGUCUCAGUGUUUCUUUACACUUUUAUGUGCACGAAUGCUGACUUCUUUUACAUGCACUGAUUGUGGCACAGUGAAUAUCACUGCACAAAUGUGGAUUCAUAAACUGGCACCAGCAUUCACGCAUGUGAGCCUGCUGCAGCUAUGAAUUACACACUAAUGUACUUUUCUCAUUGUACUAACAAGUUUACAGGGUACAGAGGUGGAGGUGUCAAUCAACAGUAGAGUAUGUCAGGCCGACAAUCGUCCACGCAUGAGGUCUAGGAGGUGCUUGUUGACUUCCAUAACUCUACCCAAAAGACCUUAAACAGGAAUCAUGGCUCUAUCCGUAUGUAACCUUAAUGCAGCUUCUAUCAUUUCUUACUAUCAUUUGCUUUGCAUGCCUCUAAUAAUCUCCCUUUAUAAGCAUUUUUAAGAGAAAUGUUAACAUUUAUUAUGCAGGCUCCCCCAUCCAAAAUGUGCGAUACCAGAAAUGCACUCAAACAACACAACCGAAUGCUGCAGUUUUCCCCACAUAAUGCCCCAAGAAUACACUUGUUUUGCCUUUUCGUUGUACAACCUUGUCCUGCAUUCAAAUAAAACCUUGCAAUGUGCAUUUUGAGAGUGCCUGUUUUCACUGAUGCGUGCUUGAUUGUGAUGGAUUUCGUUCACCAGUCCUCACACGUCAACAUCCUGAGGUACUUCUUUAAUAUCAUCAGUUCAAAAUUACUUUGAAAUAGUCAAAAAUAUUGCCAGUCUUCUCAUACCUUUAAAUACAAUAAUCAUACUUACAUUAUUACCAUACAUUACAAAACAAGAAAAAAAUGAAAAGCUUCUUAUCCACUACUGUACAAAGGCAUUCAUCAACAAUUAAGCAUGUUAUAUUUAAGGACGUUCCGCCUACAAGUCCAACAUUUGGGUAACAUGUUCCCCUACAUGGGCCUUAUUCCAGUGUAUUAACCUGUGCAACUAACUAGGUUGAAGUACAUGUGGUAGUCAAAUCUAGAUACACUAUGUGGUUAAAAAGUGUGGUUACACAGUGGAAACAAAGUGCUCAAUUCAUAUCGUGAGUUAGGACCGUAAAGGUUGCAGCAUCUCGUGUGAGGUUUUAAAAAACAUUUUGGAGACUUUUAAAGAAGCAGCCGUGGAUUAUUAAUAAUAGUAAUCAACCUGGUAUAUAAGAGUAUUGCACUGUUAUGCAUUUUCA